This is a messenger RNA of Corylus avellana, 4319 nucleotides long. The record is from RefSeq and is a predicted model, not a curated record. Lineage: Eukaryota; Viridiplantae; Streptophyta; Magnoliopsida; Fagales; Betulaceae.
UCAAAAAGCUUACAGAUUGCUUAAGUCCUUUGACUGGUUGGAGGCAUUGUUUUGCUUCAAUGAUUGAUCUUCUUGAAGAUUGUGUUUCUCAGUAUAACAUCUUCUUGGAAAAUGAAUCUCUCAAAGAGAGAGAACACGACAAUGAAAAUGAAAUCAACUCAUUUCUUGAUUUUCUGAGGAAAAGAUUUGUUUCUACGUCAUCAUCAAUCAAAAAUUGUAUUCGCGUAUUUUGUACCCAUUUACCAAAAGAAUAUGUUCUGGAACGAAAUUUCCAAAACAUGGUCUCUCUUAUUGGCCUGCUUAAGUAUUUUGAAACCUUGCUGUUUCAAGAUAAUGUGGAAUCUCAAGUAGUGGCGAAGCUUUUUUCGUGUUCGGAAUUAGCUGCAGAUAUAUCUGAGUCAUUUAUGGAUAUGCCAUUCCCGUUGUAUCAAAGGAGAAAAGAGUGCUUGUCUACUUUAAGGUCUGUUUUAAGAACUCUCAACGGCUCGUUUAAUGUACUUGACCGUCUAAGCAUUAUGAGCAAACAGUCAAUAGAGGAAUAUUGUCUUCAAACAGCUUCCGUACUUUUUUGCACUGCUUCAAGUUCCUAUAAGCUGCACUCAGUGGCAAUGAAACGAUUGAGCAUUCUGGUUAUUGACGAAGCUGCACAAUUAAAGGAGUGCGAGUCGACCAUACCAUUGCAACUUCCAGGUUUGAGGCAUGCUAUUCUUUUUGGCGAUGAGUGCCAAUUACCAGCAAUGGUUGAAAGCAAUAUUUCUGGUAAAGCUGGCUUUGGGAGAAGUUUAUUUGAGAGAUUGAGCUCAUUGGGACACUCAAAGCAUCUUCUCAAUAUACAGUACCGAAUGCAUCCAUCCAUAAGUUUCUUCCCAAAUUCAAAUUUUUAUCACAAACAGAUCUUAGAUUCUCCAAAUGUUAAAAGAAAAAGCCACGAAAAGCACUAUCUUUCCUGGCCAAUGUUUGGUCCCUAUUCUUUUAUAAAUAUAGUAGGUGGAAGAGAAGAGAAGGAUGAUGUUGGGCGUAGUUCGAGGAACAUGGUUGAGGUUGCUGUUGUUAUGAAAAUACUGCAGAAAUUAUGCAAAGCUUGGGUUGGUUCAGAACAGAAACUCAGUGUUGGCGUUAUAUCUCCUUAUGCUGCCCAAGUAGUUGCAAUUCAAGAGAAACUUGGACGGAAGUAUGAUAACCUUGACGGGUUUGCAGUCAAGGUUAAAUCAGUUGAUGGGUUCCAAGGAAGGGAAGAGGACAUAAUAAUAAUAUCAACUGUAAGAUCUAAUAGUUGGGCAUCGAUUGGGUUCCUAUCAAAUCCUCAGAGAACUAAUGCUGCUCUCACAAGGGCUAGGCACUGUCUAUGGAUUUUAGGAAAUGAAAGAACACUUUGUCAUAGUAAAUCUGUUUGGGAAGCCUUAGUCCUUGAUGCUAAGAAACGUCAAUGUUUCUUUAAUGCUGAUGAAGAUAAGGAUUUGAACAAAGCAAUAUUGGAUGUGAAGAAAGAGUUGGAACAAUUUGACAAUUUGCUCAAUGGGGAUAGCACACCUUUCAGAAGUGCUAGGUGGAAGGUUCUUUUCAGUGAUAACUUUUUGAAAUCAUUUCAAAAACUGAAGUGUGUACAGACAAAGAAAUUAGUGAUACACCUUCUAGUUAAACUUUCCAGUGGCUGGAGACCGCAUGUAGAUCACAUUUGUGGAGGUUCUUCACAGAUUUUAAAGCAAUUUAAGGUUAAAAGUCAUUAUGUUGUUUGUGCAAAUGACAUAGUAAAAGAUUGGAGUGACUUGGCGAAGGAAUGUAGGUACUAUCAAGUUUUGAAGAUCUGGGAUAUAUUUCCUGCAGGGGGUAUUCCAAAAUUAAUCAAACGUCUUGAUAGUAUGUUUGAAAAAUAUACAGAUGACUUUAUUAAUCACUGCAAAGAGAGAUGUCUUGAGGGGAAUUUGGAAGUUCCGAAGAGUUGGUCGUAUUCUUAUGAUAUUGUCAGGAUUAAGAAACAUGAUGGCAGUGAAAAUGGGACCGAUUUAAGUGGUUCUACUUCUGAUGGUGGAAGUUAUGUGGAGAAUGUAAAGGUCAGUGAGAGUCUGAUGCUGAUGAAAUUCUACUCCUUAGGUGUAGCGGGCCACUUGCUUUCUAAUCAUGAUGGUGGCGAAUUGGAUCUUCCAUUUGAAGUAACUGAACAAGAGUUAGAGAUGAUCAUUUUUCCUAGAAGUACCUUUAUACUUGGACGGUCAGGUACUGGGAAAACAACUGUUUUGACUAUGAAAUUAUUUCAAAAAGAGAAACUGCACCAUAUGGCAAAAGAUGUUUUUUUUGGUGUCAAGAGUUAUAGACCUGUGCAUAGUCAGGAAAAGGAGGCUGAAGAGACUGUUUCAGAAAAUGAGGAAACCAUACUACGCCAGCUUUUUGUGACAGUCAGUCCUAAACUGUGUUCUGCUGUCAAACAACAUGUUUCUCACUUGAAAAGGUGCAUUGAUAUUGAUGAUUUUGAUGAUGCAACUCAAUUCAAGAAUGUCCCAGAUACUUUGGUUGAUGUUCCACCAGAGGCAUACCCUCUUGUCAUUACAUUUCAUGAUUUUCUGAUAAUGCUUGAUGGAACUGUGGGUAAUUCAUACUUUGAAAGAUUCCAUGAAGUAAGGAAACAUUCUCAUGGCAAGGUUCGUGGUGGAUCUGUUGCCUUACAGACAUUUAUAAGGAAGAAAGAAGUUAAUUAUGAAAGGUUUAGUUCAUCAUACUGGCCCCAUUUCAAUAACCAGCUGACUAAAAAUCUUGACUCUUCAAGAGUUUUUACAGAGAUUAUUUCUCAUAUAAAAGGUGGCCCACAAGCUCUAGAAGCAGGUGAUGGUAAACUCAGUGGUAAAGACUAUGUUUUACUAUCAGAGGGCCGAGUGUCCGGUUUAAAUAGACAGAAGAGAGAGAUAAUAUAUGAAGUCUUUAGAAAUUAUGAAAAAAUGAAGGUUAAAAAUGGUGACUUUGAUAUGGCUGAUGUUGUAAUUGAUCUUCAUCUUCGAUUGAGAGUUGAAAGAUAUGAGGGUGAUGAAAUUCAUUUUGUAUAUGUGGAUGAGGCGCAGGAUCUCACAUUGAGCCAAAUUGCACUAUUCAAAUAUAUCUGCAAAAAUGUUGAAGAAGGUUUUGUUUUCUCUGGCGACACAGCACAAACAAUUGCGAGGGGAAUCAAUUUUAGAUUCCAGGAUAUUCGAUCUCUGUUCUACACAAAGUUUCUCUCGGAAUCUAACAGCUGUGGACAUGAUAAAAGAAAAGAGAAAAUCUCAGAUAUUUUCCAUUUGAGCCAGAAUUUCCGUACUCAUGAUGGGGUUCUUAAACUAUCACAGAGUGUUAUUGAACUUCUGUAUCAUUUCUUUCCUCAAUCUAUUGAUGUUUUGCAGCCGGAGACUAGUCUUAUAUAUGGUGAAGCUCCAAUCUUGCUUGGAUCAGGGAACAAUCAAAACACAAUCGGUACUAUUUUUGGAAAUAGUCAAAAAGCUGGAAGGAGUUUUGUUGGCUUUGGUGCAGAGCAGGUAAUAUUGGUACGAGAUGAUCAUGUUCGGAAGGAAAUUACCAAAUAUGUUGGGAAGCAAGCUCUUGUUCUAACUAUUGUGGAGUGCAAGGGCCUUGAGUUUCAGGAUGUAUUGUUGUACAACUUUUUUGGCUCAUCACCUCUGAAAAAUCAGUGGAGGUUGAUAUAUAAAUAUAUGGAGGAACAAGAUUUAGCCAACUCCACUUCUCUCUCUUUCCCAAGUUUCAAUGAUGCUAAACACCAUGUCUUGUGCUCAGAACUGAAGCAACUUUAUGUGGCUGUCACUCGUACGAGGCAGAGGUUGUGGAUCUGUGAGAAUGGAGAGGGAUUCUGCAGACCUAUGUUUGACUAUUGGAUGAAAAAGCGUCUUGUCCAAGUCGAACAGCUGGAUGACUCACUUGCUCAGGCAAUGCAAGUUGCCAGCUGCCCUGAGGAAUGGAGGUUGCGGGGCAUCAAGUUGUAUCGUGAGUAUAGCUAUGAAAUGGCAACAUUGUGCUUUGAGAGAGCUGGAGAUACUUAUUGGGAAAGAAGGUCUAAGGCUUCUGGCCUCCAAGCCUCUGCUGACCAAAUGCGCCAUUCAAAUCCUAAAGCGGCAAACGUGAUCCUUAAGGAGGCUGCUGACAUAUUUGAAACCAUAGGCAUGGUGGAUUCUGCUGCCCAAUGUUUCACUGAUCUUGGGGAGUAUGAGAGAGCAGGGAGGCUUUAUUUGGAACAAUGUGGUGAGUCUGAGCUGAAAAGAGCUGGGGAAUGCUUUUCUCUAGCCGGAUGCUAUGAACUUGCAGCUGAUGUGUAUGCCAGGGGCUAUUUUUUCUCAGACUGUUAG